This is a messenger RNA of Condylostylus longicornis, 1681 nucleotides long. Its product is annotated as intraflagellar transport protein 81 homolog. Gene Ontology annotation, molecular function: tubulin binding. NCBI's taxonomy places the organism in Eukaryota, Metazoa, Arthropoda, Insecta, Diptera, Dolichopodidae. The record is from RefSeq and is a predicted model, not a curated record. Gene Ontology annotation, cellular component: cilium; centrosome; intraciliary transport particle B. Gene Ontology annotation, biological process: cilium assembly; intraciliary transport. Bases 1 to 1479 code for a protein of 492 amino acids. The transcript is spliced from 8 exons.
AUGGAGAAAAUUAAUAUAUUCAAAGCGGCACACAAGGGAUAUGUUGAAUCAUCUGCUGAAAAAACGUACAUUAAAGACUUAAGAAACGAUAUUCACACAAUCGAAACAGAGAAAAAUCAUGUAUUGGAAAGGAUUGGAAAAAUACAAUUUCGAUUGGACAAAGUACUUCACAAAGAUGUUUUGGAAAAAUCUCAGAUUUUACGUCAAGAAAAAAAUAGAGAAAAACAAAUAAAUAAUUACAUAAAAGAUCACAACGUUGAAAGACAUAGGGAAAAAAUGAUUCAAAAUCAACUAAAAAAAGAACUUGCAAAUAGUUUGGCAACACAAAAUGAACUAACACCAGAAUUUAUUAUGCAAAACAUAGAAGAAGAGGCUGAAGUGAUGAAGUUUUUAGUAAAACAAAAGUUACCAAAAGAACUGCAACUGUUAAAAAAGAAAUAUCAAAAGCUUGAAAACAUCAGCAGAAUGAGUAUAACAAGAGAAUACACUAACACACUUCGAAAUCAAGUCGAGCAAAAAUCGAAUCAGCUACAAAAUUUAAUGGAAAAAUUACCAACAGAAAAUUCAAGUUUUAACGAUUCCCAAAAAUCAACAGUUUUCAGACAACAAGUUGCAGCAAUUGUUGAGAAAAAGGAAACAGCAGCAGAAUUAUUAAACAACAUUGUUUUUGGAGACGCCAUUCUAAGAGGCGAAGAGCUAAAGCAGUAUGUUGAUAAACUAAAAUCUAAAAAUUUAACUUAUAAACAAAAUAGAACAGAACUUUCCAGUAUAAGGGCUGAAGUUGCAGAUUUAAUGAAAAUGCUUGAGGAUUUAAAAUCUCAAGAGCCAAAUAUUUCAGUCACAAUAAAGCAAAGUAAUAGCACAGAAGAACUACUUGGAUCUCAGACAUCGAUUAGUGGAAAAGGAUUGACAGAAAUUUUGCGCACGACAGAAGCUCUGAAAAGAGCUGUUAAUGUAAAUAGAGAUCAAUUGGCACCUUUAACGCAAAGAAUCAAACCACUAAGAGAAAGAAUUGAAGAAUUAAAAGAUGAGUCAGAUUCAAAAAAACAAUUUUACAACAGUGUUGAUAUGACUUUACAAACUGAAAUUUCGGUUUUUGAAAGUAAAAUACGGGAAAAGGAAGAAGUUAUUGUUGCAUUGGAACAAGACUACAAAAAGUUUCAAUUAGAAUACGAGAGAGCAGAGUUUUUGCUGAAAAAAAUUCAAGAUACUCGCAGUUCAAAAUCUAAUUCCAAAUCAGAAUUGAAAGAAGACAUGCAAAAACAAAUUUAUGAAAGGGAGAAUUUAUUUAAAUAUUUAGAGCAGCAAGCUCAAGCUUUAAACAAUAAUCAGAGGCACUACAAAAAACAGCAAGAACUUUGGAAUGCUUUAAACAACAUUUUGAAAAUAAAAUUAAGUUGCCUUAAAGAAAUUGAAGAGAAUGAGAAAAGUGGAACUUUAUCAAUCCAAAAAAAUAUCGAAACAUUUAUUUUAAAUUAAAUAUUAUUUUUGUUCUUUUUUGGAAUUUAGAUUUUGGUUUCUAAAUUGAAUUUACCGUAUAUGUUUAACAUUACUCAAAAAGGAAAGCGAAAAACAAAUUAAAUAUAGUUUCUGCUUGCCACAGAAAAAAAGAACGCAUAUCUAAAGUGGUCAUAAACAAUUCCGAAGAUCAUAUUUCUGCUUUGUAAAUAAAAUAUUUGAU